CCCGCAGGGUUCCCGGAGGCCCUGUGCCCCAGGGAGGAGGGUGAGGAGGAGGAAGAGCACAGGCAGAGACCAAGACCUGUCACCUUCACGCUGGGCAACGAGGUGCUGGGGCUGGGCCCAGAGAGCGAGUUUCAGACCCCCGACGCUGAGGUCUACAUGCACUUCAUGAGGAGCCACUGCUGCUAUGAUGCUGUCCCUACCAGCUGCAAGCUCGUCGUCUUCGACAUCUCCCUGGAGGUGACAAAGCAGGGGAGCAGCAUGGAUGGGCAGGGGGGGAGGCCUUCCCCUGCCUGGGAGCGAGGGGUGCGGGCUGUGCUGCCAGCCCCACAUGUCCCUGCAGGGAUGCUCACCAUCACCGACUUCAUCAACAUCCUCCACCGCUACUACCGUUCGCCCCUGGUUCAGAUCUACGAGGUGGAGGAGCACAAGAUUGAGACCUGGAGAGAGGUGUACCUGCAGGGCUCCUUCAAGCCACUGGUCUACAUCUCCCCGAGCAAUAGCCUCUUCGACGCUGUCUACUCCCUGAUCAAGCACAAGAUCCACCGCCUGCCUGUCAUCGAGCCCAUCUCGGGCAACGUCCUGCACAUCCUGACGCACAAGCGCAUCCUCAAGUUCCUCCACAUCUUCGGCUCCACCAUUCCCAAGCCGCGCUUUCUGAAGAAAACAGUGCAGGAGCUGUGCGUUGGCACCUUCCGUGACGUGGCCGUUGUGCCUGAGACAGCCCCCAUCUACGCCGCCCUGGAGAUCUUUGUGGACCGCCGCGUCUCUGCCCUACCCGUCAUCAACGAUGCUGGGCAAGUGGUCGGCCUCUACUCCCGGUUCGAUGUCAUUCACCUGGCAGCCCAGAAGACCUACCACAACCUGAUGCGCUGCCUGCGCCCACAGGUCCAUCGCUUGGUUCUGGUGGACGAGAACCAGCACCCGCGGGGCAUCGUCUCCCUCUCUGACAUCCUCCAGGCCCUUGUGCUCACUCCUGCAGGUAUCGAUGCUCUUAACUCUUAG
Phaethon lepturus (White-tailed tropicbird) is the source of this 1002-nucleotide messenger RNA. Its product is annotated as 5'-AMP-activated protein kinase subunit gamma-3-like. Lineage: Eukaryota; Metazoa; Chordata; Aves; Phaethontiformes; Phaethontidae. The coding region runs from base 157 to 1002 and encodes 281 amino acids. The record is from RefSeq and is a predicted model, not a curated record. The transcript has 9 exons.